AGGCGAAAAACAGUGGACUUAGAACGCUAUGCUUUGCCAGUCUUUGACAUACUCACUAUAAAGAGUAACACGAGUAACUUAAGACACAGAUAAAGUCUUACAUUUUUAGUUAACUUCAACGUUAAAUAGUUCAAGAAUUAAAUUUAAUUUCAUUUCAAUUUGUCUUUGAUUAAUUUUCAUCAAUUUAAAAUCAUUGAAAUUUAAAUACGUGUGUAAAAUUGAACUGUGUACAUUUUUUUCAUCAACGUAUCAAGAAAAAGGACUCAAAUUUAUUUUUAAAAAAGAAGACAAGAAAUCAAAUUAUAAUGGCGGAAACAAAGAUGAACGAUAUACCAGACAGAAUACAAGAAACAUUUCAAAAUCAAAAUAUUUUUAUAACAGGUGGAACUGGUUUUUUGGGAAAAGUAUUGCUAGAAAGAUUUUUACGUUGUUUUCCAGGAAUAAUGCAAAUUUUUAUACUAGUUAGACCAAAAAAGGGCAAGGAACCUAAAGAACGUUUGGAAGAAAUCUUCAAAUUACCGAUAUUCGAUAAAGUUCGUGAACAAAGAGGAUUGGAAACAAUGUAUAAGGUGGUAACACCAAUAGUAGGAGACGUAAUGUUUCCAGGACUUGGUAUUUCAGCAGAAGAUAAAAAAAUAUUAAUUGACAAAGUUACCAUCGUUUAUCAUGCAGCAGCAACCGUCAGAUUCGACGAGAUGUUGAAAAAAGCGGUACUGUUGAAUACACGUGGUACACUACAAAUGGUGGAAUUGGCAAAAGAAAUGAAGAAAUUAAUAUUUUUCGGUUACAUCGGUACUUCAUAUUGUCAUCUCGAAGAAAAAUUAUUAGAAGAAAAAUUUUAUCCACCACCUGCGGAUCCUCAUAAGAUAAUAAAAUGCGUCGAAUGGAUGGACGAUGAAGUUGUUUCGGCUAUAACAAAAAAAAUCUUAGGUAAAAUACCAAAUACCUAUGCCUUUACUAAGGCUUUGUCUGAAAGGAUUAUUGAAGAAGCUAUGCCAUAUAUUCCAGCGGUUAUUUUAAGACCAAGUGUUGUAAUACCUGUUUGGAAAGAACCAUUACCAGGUUGGACAGAUAACAUUAAUGGGCCGACAGGUAUUCUAAUAGGAGCUGGAAAAGGAGUAAUUAGGAGCAUGUAUUGCAAUGAAAAUGGUUAUGCUGAUUAUCUUCCUGUUGAUGUAUUAGUAAAUGCAAUUCUUGCUUGCACGUGGAAUUUUGUUUACUGUAAAGAUCGUGAUAAAAGAAUAUACAAUCUUACUAGCAGUAGCGAUUUCAAAGUUUCAUGGAGGGAAGUAAUAGAAAUUGGACGUCGUGUAAUAGAAAAAGUACCUUUAAAUGGAGUAGUUUGGUACCCAGGAGGUAGUAUGAAAAAAUCACGUCUUUACCAUGACAUCUCCGUGUUUCUAUUCCAUACGAUUCCUGCUUAUAUUAUUGAUACAAUUUUAUAUCUUGCCCGUUAUGAGCCAAUCAUGUGUCGAGUUCAACGUCGCAUACAAAAAGGAUUUGAAGUGUUCGAAUACUAUGCCAAUAAUCAAUGGGAUUUUAUUAAUGCAAAUAUAAAAGAAGUUACGAAUAAAUUAAAUGCAAAAGAAUAUGACACAUACUAUUUGCACGGAAAUGACAUGGACACGUACAAAUAUUUUGAAGAUUGCGUACGUGCUGCAAGAAUUUAUAUUUUAAAUGAACCUGCCGAAACUUUGCCAGCAGCUCGUCGACAUAUCAGAAUGAUGUAUUGGUUAGACAUAUUUACGAAGACUCUUUUUAUUGGAUUGACAAUCUACCUGCUGUUUUCAUGGAUUGGUGGUUUUGAAACAUUUUUUGAAAGUAGCUGGACUAGUGCAAAAAAGAUAUUACAUUUCUAAUUAGACAAAUUCAUGGUUUUAUAAUUAUUUUUUUACUGUUUUGUAUUAUAAUGAGACCAAAAUAAAAAUUCUAUGUUAUA
Molecule: messenger RNA, 1939 nt
Organism: Polistes dominula (European paper wasp)
Lineage: Eukaryota; Metazoa; Arthropoda; Insecta; Hymenoptera; Vespidae
Product: fatty acyl-CoA reductase 1
Biological process (GO): long-chain fatty-acyl-CoA metabolic process
Cellular component (GO): peroxisome
Molecular function (GO): alcohol-forming very long-chain fatty acyl-CoA reductase (NADP+) activity
Source: RefSeq, a predicted model, not a curated record